UAAACCACAAAGCAAAAUGUCUUCAACACUGUCUGAAUACACAAUUGGUGGGGUGAAGAUUCAUUUCCCCUGUAAGGCCUACCCAUCACAGCUGGCCAUGAUGAAUUCAAUUGUUAGAGGAUUAAAUGGUAGACAACACUGUUUAUUGGAGAGCCCCACAGGAAGUGGAAAAAGCUUAGCCUUACUUUGUUCUGCAUUGGCGUGGCAGCAGUCUCUGAGUGAGAAGCCAGUGAAUGAAGGCGUUGGAAAGAAACCCAAAUCACCAUUGCCAUGCAGCUGUGCCUGCCACUCAGGGAAUAUUACUCCGGAUACAAGCGUAAAUCAAGGUGCCUCAUGCUCUUUCAUCGAUUCUACUAAGCCAGCUACUCUGAAAAAGGAAACCUCCUCACCUCUCCCAGAAAAUGGCCCCAGGAAAAUCACAUUGGCUGCCAAACUAUCUGCAAAGAAGCAAGCGUCUUCAAUUAAAGACGAGAACGAUGAUUUUCAGACAGAGAGGAAAAGGAUUCGUCCCUUAGAAACCGAGCAGCAGGUCAGAAAACGCCAUUGUUUGGCCAAGGGAGUUCAAUGUUUUGUCACCGAAGUUCACCAAGAGAAGAACAUGAAGCCCAACUCGCCAUCAGAAAAAAAAAGCCUUUUCUCUCCAAAAGUAACUUCUGGCCCUUGUACUAGAUGUGCCUGUUCAAUUAAAAAAGAAAAGAGCAAGGAUGCUCCUGGUACACCGAGGAAAGAACAUGGAGGAAAAUUCAAGAUACCCAAAAUAUUUUUUGGAACACGCACACACAAGCAGAUAGCUCAGAUUACUAGGGAGCUACGGAGAACCGCAUACUCCGGGGUUCGGAUGACAAUUCUUUCUAGCCGGGAUCAUACUUGUAUACAUCCUGAGGUAGUCGGGAAUUUCCACAGGAACGAAAAGUGUAUGGAGCUUAUGGAUGGAAAAAAUGGAAGAUCCUGUCAUUACUUCCAUGGGGUACAUAAGAUUUGUGAACAGCAUGCUCUACAGAGUGUCCGAGGGAUGUGCAGAGCUUGGGAUAUAGAAGAACUCGUGAGCCUGGGGAAAAAAUUACGUUCCUGUCCUUAUUAUGCAGCUCGAGAACUUAUGCUAGAUGCCGACAUUGUGUUUUGCCCAUACAACUAUCUCCUAGAUGCACAAAUAAGAGAAAGUAUGGCUAUCAGUCUGAAAGAGCAGGUCGUCAUUUUAGACGAGGCUCAUAAUAUUGAAGACUGUGCACGGGAAUCAGCCAGCUACAGUGUCACAGAAACUCAACUGAGGUUUGCUCGAGAUGAACUGGAUAGCAUGAUAAACCACAAUAUAAGGAAAAGCCACCACGAACCCUUGCGAGCUGUUUGCUACAGCCUCAUCAACUGGCUACAAGAAAAUUCUGAACAUCUUGAGGAAAGAGAUUAUGAAAAGGCUUGCAAAGUCUGGAGUGGAAACGAAAUGCUCUCCCACUUGCAUAAAAUGGGGAUAACAACUGUUACAUUUGCUAUUUUACAGAAACAUUUUGCAGCUGUCCUUGAAAAAGAAGAAAAAGUACCACAACUUCAUGGCAAAGAGCAGGUGAGGGAGCUACCUAUUGUGAGUCCCCCAACCCAGAUUACGCUCAAAGGACUAUUUAUGGUACUGGACUAUCUUUUUAGACAAAAUAACAGAUUUGCAGAUGACUACAAGGUUGCUAUACAGCAGACAUACUCUUGGACAAACCAAGCUGAUACUCCAGAUAAAAAUGGCUUCUUUGCGGCCCCUAAAAGCAAGAGACGGUUACAGCGCAAAAUGGCAGUCCACGUGCUAAAUUUUUGGUGCCUGAACCCAGCUGUGGCUUUUUCAGAUAUAAGUAGCCAAGUUCGGACAAUUGUUUUGACAUCUGGUACCCUGUCACCAAUGAAAUCCUUCUCGUCAGAACUUGGUGUAACUUUCGCGAUCCAAUUGGAAGCUAAUCACGUCAUUCAUAACUCCCAGGUUUGGGUUGGCACCAUAGGAUCAGGACCCAAAGGUCGAAAUCUGUGUGCCACCUUCCAACACACGGAGACAUUUGAGUUCCAAGAUGAAGUGGGAGCACUCCUGCUAUCAGUGUGUCAAACUGUGAGCCAAGGGAUUUUGUGCUUUUUGCCAUCUUACAAGUUAUUGGACAAAUUAAAAGAACGUUGGCUACACACUGGCUUAUGGCACAAUUUGGAGUUGGUUAAGACCGUCAUUGCAGAACCUCAAGGAGGAGAAAAAACUGACUUUGAUGAGUUGCUGCAGGUAUAUUAUGAUGCAAUCAAGUUCAAAGGAGAGAAAGAUGGAGCCCUCCUUGUAGCAGUUUGCCGGGGAAAAGUGAGCGAGGGUCUGGACUUCUCGGAUGAUAAUGCCCGGGCAGUCAUAACUAUAGGAAUCCCAUUUCCAAAUGUGAAAGACCUUCAGGUCGAACUGAAGAGAAAAUAUAACGACCAGCACUCAAAAGAAAGAGGCCUGCUGCCUGGGCGCCAGUGGUAUGAGAUUCAAGCUUACAGGGCCCUGAACCAGGCUCUUGGCAGGUGUAUUCGCCACAAAAAUGAUUGGGGAGCCCUUAUUUUAGUUGAUGACCGUUUCAGGAGCAAUCCUAAUCGAUAUAUAUCCGGUUUGUCCAAAUGGGUUCGGCAGCAAGUGCAGCAUCAUGCAAGUUUUGGAAGUGCGCUGCAGUCCUUGGUUGCAUUCUCCAAAAAGCAUCGAAAAGUCAUUGAUACCUCAGGCCAGGGUGAUAGCGAGACCCUCUGUGCAGUGACCUGUGCGAAGGACGGGGGACCAACCUCUUUGCUGGAGACAACAAUUCACCUGUCACCAGAUGUUACUGAAGAAGAUGAAAGGACAAGUUCUGAUCAAGAACUUUACUCUUCUAAAACAAUAACAGAGAACACCGUUCUACCUAAUCACUCAAGUAGCAUCAUCAUGUUAAAGAAGGAAGAUGAUCCAGUAUUGGUGGAAGAUUUUUACCAGGAAAUGGAAAGUGACAAAUUCCUUGUCUCAAGACCUCCGAGUCCAACCUUCAGAAAACAGCCUAAAAGAAACGAUUGGUCUGAGUUUGACUCCGGGAAACUGUGUUUUCCCAGUAAAUCACUGACAUCAACACCUGUGCCGGGGUUUACAGAGAAAUGUACCUUUAGGACUGUUCCUUCCAAAAAAGAGAAGAGGGAAGAUGAAAUCAGUCUACCUGUCACUAGUGAAGAACAGUCCUCAUCUGUGUCAAGAAGUUCAUUAUUUGGACCAGAACCACAGUCAGAAAGGAUUACUUCAUCAAUAAAAAAGACUGAUGCUGCGAUUGCCGAGGGGUAUCCUGCUGAACAACUGCUCUGCCCUAAUGAAGCCAUGGAUCAAGACAUCGAUCUGUGUCCAGUAAGAGAAACUGAAGUUUCCAUGUUAAAUGUAACUUCAGGCACAGCAGAAGAAGAUGAAUCUAUCUACUUCACGCCUGAGCUUUAUGAUGAUGAAGAGUCAGAUGAAGAGAAAAAUGAAGUGCCACUUGGAACUAGUGGGGGAAAUGAAUGGACUGAGAAUCAGGGUGGCAUUUUAGCUAAGGAACUUCUUGAAAUGGAUGUUCCCAAAUUAGGGAGCUCAGGAAGAAAAAUGAAAAGUUAUGAUUACACAGGCACAAGGGAGACGAGAAUCUUGUGCAGUGAAGAAUGUAAAAAUGAUUAAAUUCUUAAUAAUGAAAAAAUCUGUAGUAUAAUUAUCAAGUAACAGAGCUCCAUGAAAUGGACAUCCAGAAAUCUAAGUUUUCUUGUUCAAUAGACAAAGGUGUGUCUCCCUCUGAUUUGGGUUAAUAGUGCCAUAUAACUGUCAUACUAUUGAAAGUUUUGUUUUUGUUCUGAAUAUAGUUUAAAUCAUCAUUUGUAUGUCUGAUUAAAGAAAUGGAUGUUUUGUUGUUUUAAUUUGUGCAUUACCUGAUGAAUGGGGAAAUCUGGAGACAUUUGCAUCAGCAGCAUCAACUAUUUUAAAAGUUGUUCUUUUUAGCAAAGCAAACGAUUCUAUUCCCCAGUUUUCUUAAGGACAAAUGCCGCACAAGUUUUUCCCUCCAUAAAGUCUUCUUGUCUAACUUUCCUAUAUUUAACAAAGUGAAGCAAUUUAUUUGGCAGCUUGAAAUUGGAUAGUGGAAGUGCUAUUAUCUGGUUCUUUUCAGUCAUUCUGUUACCUCCAUUUCACUUUCUUUAGUUUUUGUCACUCGUUGCCCAUAACCAUUUUUUAUUCCUCAGACACUAGGGUUUGCGAUGCUGUACUGUUUUCAAAAUGGCUUUAAAGUGGUAGAACUCCACUGCUCUUGUCAGAUUCCUAUACCUACCCUUAAAAUGGGAGAAAAUAGAAAAUGGCUUGCAUGUUUUAAAUGCAUUUUUAAAAUGUGUUUGAAAAUAGCAAACUGAAACCCCAUCAAUGUAUUAUGACAAAAUAGUGGGAUUCUUUUUCUAAGUUUUAGAUUGUAGCAUCAUCAGGGUACAACUAACUGUGGAAUACUGUAUAGGCUUUGCUUUGUAAUGUGAUACAAAGCUUUAUAGACAACUGGAAAAGUAAAAGUUAGUCCAGAGAUAUGAGUACAAUCGAAAUGAGUCCUUUAGUCCAAAUGAGCCUAUACAUUGAUAUUUAUGGUGCAUUUCUAUUACGAGUAUAUUUUGAUGAAUAAAAAUUGCUCCUUUCUUUUAAGCCAGUUAGUGAGAAUAUAGUUCAUCUAAUUCUGAGAAAACGUUUUCACUGACUUUCUAAGCACUAUCUUUCCCUGGGUAGACUCUUACACCUUUAGACUGUGGUUUAAUUAGAAUUGGAAGUGCCUUGUAGGGAUAUUUGUAUGUAUUUUUUAAACCUCUCCCCCACCCCCAAACUAAAAGAAACAUAUUUCCUUACAGAUUUUGUAAACUACUCUGCUUUAUUUUAUACAGCUAUUUGCUUAAA
Molecule: messenger RNA, 4894 nt
Organism: Tachyglossus aculeatus (Australian echidna)
Lineage: Eukaryota; Metazoa; Chordata; Mammalia; Monotremata; Tachyglossidae
Gene: BRIP1
Product: BRCA1 interacting protein C-terminal helicase 1
Exons: 19
Coding region: 17-3652 (1211 amino acids)
Biological process (GO): nucleotide-excision repair; double-strand break repair involved in meiotic recombination
Cellular component (GO): nucleus
Molecular function (GO): DNA helicase activity; DNA binding; hydrolase activity, acting on acid anhydrides, in phosphorus-containing anhydrides
Source: RefSeq, a predicted model, not a curated record